Messenger RNA from Gilbertella persicaria, 1389 nucleotides. Its product is annotated as P-loop containing nucleoside triphosphate hydrolase protein. Bases 1 to 1389 code for a protein of 462 amino acids. The record is from RefSeq and is a predicted model, not a curated record. Gene Ontology annotation, cellular component: mitochondrial degradosome. Gene Ontology annotation, biological process: RNA catabolic process; mitochondrial RNA 3'-end processing. NCBI's taxonomy places the organism in Eukaryota, Fungi, Mucoromycota, Mucoromycetes, Mucorales, Choanephoraceae. Gene Ontology annotation, molecular function: ATP binding; RNA helicase activity. The transcript is spliced from 7 exons.
AUGGUGGAUCAGUUCAAUUCGUUACGAAAGAUAAGUGAUUUGCGAUUCCCUAGUGAAUGGUUUCCUGAUGCUCGUCAAAUGAAGAGACAGGUUAUUUUGCAUGUAGGACCUACCAACAGUGGCAAGACCUAUAGAGCCCUAAAGCGUUUAGAACAAGCUGAAUCAGGCAUUUAUUGUGGUCCUUUGCGUUUAUUGGCCCAUGAAAUCUAUGAAAAAAUGAACGAAAAAGGUGUUCCGUGCAACUUGUUGACAGGUGAAGAAAGAAGAGAAGUAGCACCUUAUGCACCCUUGACAAGUUCGACGGUUGAAAUGGCAAACUUGAACAAACCCAUGGACGUGGCUGUGAUUGAUGAGAUCCAAUUGAUUGGUGAUCCAGAUCGUGGUUGGGCAUGGACGCAGGCACUGUUAGGCUUAAAGGCAAAGGAAAUCCAUUUAUGCGGUGAAGCAUCGGCAGUACCUCUCGUCAAAAAGAUUUGUGAAACAUUGGAUGAUGAAGUCGUCGUCAACGAAUACUCUCGAUUGACGCCGUUUGAAGUGGACAAGACGUCAUUGAAUAAUGACUUGACCAAGAUCAAAAAAGGAGAUUGUGUUGUUGCGUUCUCUAGAAGUGAAAUUUUUGCCUUGAAAGAAAAGAUUGAAAAACUAACAGGUCUUCGUUGUGCUGUGGCCUAUGGCGGUUUGCCACCAGAAACAAGAGCACUUCAAGCCAAAGCAUUUAAUGAUCUCGAAAGCGGCUUUGAUGUUCUAGUAGCUUCUGACGCUGUAGGAAUGGGCCUUAACCUUAACAUUAAGCGCAUUGUGUUCACUACUGUCCGAAAAUUUGAUGGAAAAACAUUUCGCCAUGUCAGCAUUCCCCAAAUAAAGCAAAUUGCAGGACGUGCAGGUAGAUUCGGUACUGCCUACAAUGAAGGUGAAGUCACUACUUUGCAUCCUCGGGACCUUCAGUACAUUAAGGAAUGCGUUAGUGCGCCUAUCAUUCCACUUGAGAUGGCAGGAUUGCAACCCACAGUUGAUAUUUUAGAACUUUUUGCAUUACAAAUGCCCCAAGAAAAGUUUUCAGGAUUACUUCAAAAAUUUGAAGAUUUAGCUUCCUUAAAUGGUGAUUAUUUCCUGUGUAACUAUAGAGAUCAAAAGACGAUUGCCGAAAGAAUUGAACAUAUCAAACUACCUCUUAGAGACAAAUACCAGUUUGUCACUGCGCCUGUUAGUUGUCGAAAUGAGUCUUCCAUGGAAAUGAUUGAACUCUUUGCUAAAAAGUUCAGCGAAAACGAGACCUGUACCUUAGAUGAUGUCAUUCAGUUACCUAAUGUUACUCCCGCAUCAACUGCAGGUUUGGCACAACUAGAAAGUGACCACAAGAACAUUAUGCUUUAUAUGUGGCUAAGGUAA